Molecule: messenger RNA, 771 nt
Organism: Procambarus clarkii (red swamp crayfish)
Lineage: Eukaryota; Metazoa; Arthropoda; Malacostraca; Decapoda; Cambaridae
Source: RefSeq, a predicted model, not a curated record
AUGGAAGGAAAAGCUGUUACUCAUGCAGCAGGUCCCCACCUCUCCACGAUGCUGACAUUGCCCAAAGGAAAAGCAAACGCCAACACGCUUGGCCCCAGUGGUGGAGGCCCCAGUGGUGGAGGCCCCAGUGGUGGAGGCCCCAGUGGUGGAGGCCCCAGUGAUGGAGGCCCCAGUGGUGGAGGCCCCAGUGGUGGAGGCCCCAGUGGUGGAGGCCCCAGUGGUGGAGGCCCCAGUGGUGGAGGCCUCAGUGAUGGAGGCCCCAGUGGUGGAGGCCCCAGUGGUGGAGGCCCCAGUGGUGGAGGCCCCAGUGGUGGAGGCCCCAGUGGUGGAGGCCCCAGUGGUGGAGGCCCCAGUGGUGGAGGCCACAGUGGUGGAGGCCCCAGUGAUGGAGGCCCCAGUGGUGGAGGCCACAGUGGUGGAGGCCCCAGUGGUGGAGGCCACAGUGGUGGAGGCCCCAGUGAUGGAGGCCCCAGUGGUGGAGGCCACAGUGGUGGAGGCCCCAGUGGUGGAGGCCCCAGUGGUGGAGGCCACAGUGGUGGAGGCCCCAGUGAUGGAGGCCCCAGUGGUGGAGGCCCCAGUGGUGGAGGCCACAGUGGUGGAGGCCCCAGUGAUGGAGGCCCCACUGAUGGAGGCCCCAGUGGUGGAGGCGCCAGUGGUGGAGGCCCCAGUGGUGGAGGCCCCAGUGAUGAAAGCAAAGGUCAAGCCAACAGGAAGAGUGAAGCAUCCGGGGAGGGAGGGAGGGAGGGAGGGAGGGAGGGAGGAGGUGGGUAA